UUCACCAUUACCAGCAUAUACAAAUAUACCUCCGAAAUCGAACGCAUUUAAAAACACAAAGCCUGAAAGGAGCCGCUUCAAUCAACUUCAAGACUUCAGCGACAUGGCGGCAACGCUUAAAAUCCUUUCAACCGCGCUGCUUUUACUAACGUGUGCCGUCGGCGUAACGCUCUCCGCCAACCGCUGCCCAAACUGCGGUUCCACCACCGUCCCUUACCCUCUCUCGACUGGCCCCACCUGUGGCGACCAAUCCUACAAAAUCCGCUGCAACGCGAGCUCACUGAUCUUCGAUACGCUCAACAACUCCUACCCAAUCACGUCGAUUAAUCCUUUCAAUCAACGGCUCGUGAUCAGGCCGGCGAGUCUCGUCCCAAACACCUGCGUCACAACGGAUCUCCCCUUCGAAGGCGUCCAGCUAAACAAUAGACUCCCUUUUAACGUCACCAGCAGUAACACCAUCAUGUUCUUGAACUGUACGGACUCGGUCCUCCGCUCUCCGUUGAACUGUUCCUCUGACGGAUUGUGCCACACGUACGUCAACGAUAGUUCGACUGCGGCGGCUUGUGAGGCAGCGCCGAUCUGUUGUACGUUCAAAGCCGGUGGAGGAGCGACGGCGUAUGCCAUUAGGGUGAGGGAGAGCGGGUGUAGGGCUUAUACGAGCUUUGUUAACUUGCAAUCGGACUUGCCGGUGAACCGGUGGCCUGAACCGGGAAUGGAGUUACAGUGGAUUUCUCCCCCUGAACCGCUUUGUGGCACCCAAGCGGAUUGUGAUUGGAACUCCACAUGUGGACCCGACCCGAAUUCGAAUGGGGUCCGAAGGUGUUUCUGUAAUUCGGGGCUUUCGUGGGAUCCAAUUGACGGGAUUUGCACUAAGAUUAUUACGUGUCAGAAUCCUGGUGGCUGUGGCGGCUCAGACCGGACGGCUUUAAUCGCAGGUUUAACAGCCGGACUUGGUACGGCGCUGUUUGCGGCCAUGAUUGGCUUUCUUCUCUACAAGCGCCACAGGCGGAUCAUAGAAGCGCAGGAGCGUCUAAGGAAGGAGCGUGAAGAAAUCUUAAAUGCCAACAAUGCAGGCAAAGCAGCCAAAGUUUUUACUGGUAAAGAGAUAAAGAAAGCAACAAAUAAUUUCUCUAGGGACCGCAUAUUAGGUGCUGGUGGCUAUGGUGAAGUCUACAAGGGGAUUCUCGAUGAUGGCACUGUUGUUGCUGUGAAGUGUGCCAAGCUUGGCAAUACCAAAGGCACUGAUCAAGUCCUCAAUGAAGUACGGAUUCUAUGCCAAGUCAAUCAUCGGAGCCUUGUCGGCCUACUAGGAUGCUGUGUUGAAUUAGAGCAGCCUGUAAUGGUUUAUGAGUACAUAGAAAAUGGAAAUCUGUUGGAUCAUUUACAGAGCCUGAAUCCUGGUGAUAGAGGGGUACUCACUUGGACCCGUCGUCUCCAAAUUGCCCGUGAUACUGCUGAAGGUCUCGCUUACCUGCAUUCCUCUGCUGUUCCUCCAAUCUAUCACAGAGAUGUCAAGUCUAGUAACAUCCUACUUGAUGUGAAAUUGAAUGCCAAAGUUUCAGAUUUCGGGUUAUCAAGGUUGGCUCAUACAGAUAUGAGUCACGUAUCAACUUGUGCUCAAGGCACCCUUGGAUAUCUUGAUCCCGAGUAUUAUAGAAACUAUCAGUUGACUGAUAAGAGCGAUGUUUACAGCUUUGGGGUCGUUUUAUUAGAGCUUUUAACUUCACAAAAGGCAAUAGAUUUUAACAGGGAUCCAGACGAUGUGAACCUGGCGAUUUAUGUGAAGAGGAUGGCAGACGAGGAGAAAUUGAUCGAUGUCAUUGAUCCAAUGCUAAAAGAGAAAGCAAGCGCCUUGGAGCUAGACACCAUGAAAGCUUUAGGAUUUCUUGCAUUGAACUGCUUGGAGGAGCGUAGACAGAACAGACCUUCCAUGAAAGAAAUCACAGAGGAAAUUGAGUACAUCAUCUGUAUUGCCAAAGGUAAGGCUGUAGAGAGCUAGUUCUCUCCAGAGUUGACCAAGACUUCCAAGACAGGGUUGUGCACUUGUGCUCGAGCUUCUGUUCUAUUUUUGCUUUUAGCUUUUGUAAUAACAUGUCUCGCAUCUAUAUAUGCUACUUUUGAUAAAUAAAAUAAGAAGUCAACCCUGUUGUUGGAUAUUCAAUUUUAGCAGCACUUUUUGCACCACUUGAAAAAACCAGCGUUGAUUUCAAAUCAAUUACCAUGAAUGAUCUGAAUUACUCUUUUUAGCAUAUUUUUUAACUUAAAUCAUCAAAUUCUUUGUCUUUCUGUUCAAUCUGCAAAUACCUGAUAGUUCCCUUGAUGAGGAAGGCCAAAAGUAAACACUCAGAUGGUUCCAAUGAAAAUUGAAUGAUAGUUGAAAAUAUGAAGUGGUUAUUAUUCAAACUGAUUUUGUCAAUGUUUUCCACUGGCCAUCAUAAAAAUUUCCAUUAAAAGUUCUAGAUCUUAUCCCAUUAGCAGCCUUCAUGUUUGACGAGAAAAGCUGAGAGGUCAAUCCCACUUACAAAACAAUGGGAUCCUCAUUAUCAAUAACCAUUUGUUAACAGACCACAAUCAGUUAAAUCUUUCCUAACAUCCAAAACCCAAAUCACCAAAUUUUGAAAAAGGAAAAACCAAAAAUGAAAAGAGAAAUUUCCCCUUUUCUGCAGUGAAGAAGCCAUUGGCUACCAAAUUGAAAGCAUUGCCACAGAAAGGGAGAGAAGCUAUAGCGUCAGCUCAUACACAAACGCCCACAGUUUGCAUAAAAGAGCGAUGGUAAUCAGUAUAUGACGCCUAAAUUCACCAAUCGAAAAUUAACCCACAAAAAAUAAGCAAAAAAAAAAAAAACUUUUUUUUUUCAUAAUCAAUGUAGUUAAUGGCCUUGAAGAGUGAAACCCAGAAUUUCAGUUUCACAAAUUGAAAAGCCAACAACAAAAUAGCUGAUUUUGGUGGGAUACUGACCAUUCACACAAAAACAACAAAGCCAAUAGGCUAAAUAUGUGACUGGCUAAUUGCCCACCUUCAAACCAAGAAAAAGGAGAUGAUGAAGAAACUUCCAGGUAUUAAACCAAACCAAAGAUGAAGAAGACUUGGUAACAGAGAAACAAUUUACUUUGCCUAAGAGAAACAGGCAAAUAUAUAGUAGCAACUUUUUAGGGUUUCUCUUUUG
Durio zibethinus is the source of this 3166-nucleotide messenger RNA. RefSeq names its product wall-associated receptor kinase-like 20. Lineage: Eukaryota; Viridiplantae; Streptophyta; Magnoliopsida; Malvales; Malvaceae. Gene Ontology annotation, biological process: protein phosphorylation. Gene Ontology annotation, molecular function: polysaccharide binding; ATP binding; protein kinase activity. The record is from RefSeq and is a predicted model, not a curated record.